Messenger RNA from Oryzias melastigma (Indian medaka), 968 nucleotides. RefSeq names its product trypsin-2. The coding region runs from base 77 to 841 and encodes 254 amino acids. Gene Ontology annotation, biological process: proteolysis. The transcript has 6 exons. Gene Ontology annotation, molecular function: serine-type endopeptidase activity. NCBI's taxonomy places the organism in Eukaryota, Metazoa, Chordata, Actinopteri, Beloniformes, Adrianichthyidae. The record is from RefSeq and is a predicted model, not a curated record.
AGAUAACAGUGGGAGGUUUCUUCUGCAUGUGAAAAAAAAAAGAGGAUUUUACCUUCUAUAAAAACCAGGGUUGGAGAUGAAGUCCUCUCAUCAUCAGGAUCACUCAGCAAUCAUGAGGUCUCUGGUUUUUGUUCUGCUCAUCGGAGCUGCCUUCGCCCUUGAUGACGACAAGAUCGUCGGAGGGUACGAGUGCACCCCCUACUCCCAGCCCCAUCAGGUGUCUCUGAAUGUUGGCUACCACUUCUGCGGCGGCUCUCUGGUCAACAGCGAAUGGGUUGUGUCUGCUGCUCACUGCUACCAGUCCCGAUUGCAGGUGCGUCUGGGAGAGCACCACAUCCGGAUCAACGAGGGAUCUGAGCAGUUCAUCGACUCCUCCCGUGUCAUCCGUCACCCCGGAUACAAUUCCUUCACCAUUGACAAUGACAUCAUGCUGAUCAAGCUGAGCAAUCCUGCCACCCUCAACCAGUACGUGCAGCCCGUGUCUCUGCCCUCCAGCUGCGCUCCUGCUGGCACCAUGUGCUUGGUCUCUGGAUGGGGUAACACCAUGAACCCCGCUGAUGACGGCGACAAGCUGCAGUGCCUGAACAUCCCCAUCCUGUCUGACUCCGACUGCAACAACUCCUACCCCGGCAUGAUCACCAACUCCAUGUUCUGCGCUGGAUACCUGGAGGGAGGCAAGGACUCUUGCCAGGGUGACUCUGGUGGCCCCGUUGUGUGCAACGGCCAGCUGCAGGGAAUUGUCUCCUGGGGAUACGGAUGCGCUGAGAGGAACCACCCUGGUGUCUACGCCAAGGUCUGCAUCUUCAACGACUGGCUGCAGAGCACCAUGGCUAGCAACUAAGGCGGAUUCUUCUACGACCAUCCCACACAGCUGCACAACUUCUGCUAUUUCAAUCUAUCUGCUGAUGUGGAGUUUAGAACAUUUUGCAGCCGAUUAUCUUAAAGGUCAAUAAAAUCUUAAACCUCAA